CUUUCAGGAGAGCUUUAAUAUCGUGCUUUGCGAAGAUUAUAUUGAAAGCAAUAAUCUGCCAUUAUGGAUCGUCGACAAGUACGACCAAGCUCUGAUGAGAAUAUUAUCAGGAUUCCUCCAUUUUACUACAUUCAUGUAUUGGAUCAAAAUUCAAAUGUCACAAGAGUGGAAGUGGGUCCUAAGACCUACAUACGCCAAGAUAAUGAAAGAAUCAUUUAUGGUCCUGAGAAAAUGGUCACAGUGCCACCACGUCAUUACUGUAUUAUAGAAAACCCAGCAGUUAGAGGAGACGAUGGUACAGUCAAGUUUGAUGUUAGUGGUCAGGUCAAACUCAACCAUGCUGAUCAGGAUAUCAGACUAGCUCAAGAACCAUUCCCUCUGUUUCCUGGAGAAGUUUUAAAGCAGGUCGUGAGCCCUUUGAAAGUUGUUACAGCAAACACUGCUCUUAGACUGAGAUCCAUUCUGGAUUUUGAAGAUGACAUUGGUUCGAAGAGAGUUGCUGGGGAUGAGUGGUUAUUUGAAGGACCAGGAACAUAUAUCCCUAAAAAGGAAGUUGUGGUGGAGGAGACCAUCAGAGCUACAGUAAUAAAACCAAAUCAAGCGAUAAAACUACGUGCCAGAAAAGAGACGCUUGACAGGGAUGGUAACCCACGCGUGACUGGUGAAGAAUGGCUGGUCAGAAAGAUAGGUGCCUAUUUACCUGGUGCCUAUGAGGAAGUGGUGGAUAUUGUUGAUGCAUACGUGCUUACUGAUAAGAAAGCACUUCACAUGAGGGCAACACGAACCUUCAAAGAUGACAGUGGAAAGCUUCGUAGAAAUGGUGAAGAAUGGUUAGUGAAAGUGGAGGAUGCAGAGACGUACAUUGCCAAUGUAUAUGAGGAGGUUGUUGGUGUUGUACCCAUCACUACGCUAACUAACAGACAAUACUGCGUGAUAUUGGACCCCUCAGGUCCCGACGGCAAGCCACAACUCGGACAGAAAAAACUUGUCAAGGGAGAAAAAUCGUUUUUCUUACAACCUGGUGAAAAAUUAGAAAAAGGUACUCAGAAUGUGUACGUACUUGGAGAAGAUGAAGGUCUUAUUCUUAGAGCCACUGAAGCCUUCAAAGAUGAGGGCACUGAUAGAAGACCUGGUGAUCGUUGGAUGAUCCGUGGCCCAACUGAGUAUGUUCCACCUGUCCAGGUUGAUGUGGUGACAAAAAGAAAAGCUAUUCCCCUAGAUGAAAAUGAAGGUAUCUAUGUGAGAGAUACAAAGUCUGGUAAGGUGAGAGCUGUGACUGGGGAAACUUACAUGCUGACGCAAGAUGAGGAACUGUGGGCCAAGGAGUUACCUCCUAUUAUUGAAAACCUGCUCCAGAGCAAUAAGGACCCUUUAGCUGACCGUAGUGAUCGUGGCAGUGCAUCUGGAGCACAGAAAAGCAGAGAGAAAACGAAAGUAGUUUCAUUCCGUGUGCCUCAUAAUGCAGCCGUACAGAUUUAUGAUUAUAAAGACAAGAAAGCUAGAGUAAUAUAUGGACCAGAGUUGGUCAUGCUUGGACCGGAUGAGCAGUUUACUCAACUUUCCUUGUCUGGUGGUAAACCUAAAAGACCAAAUGUUAUCAAAUCAUUAGUUUUGCUACUUGGACCAGAUUUUUGCACUGAUAUUAUCACCAUAGAAACAGCUGAUCAUGCUAGAUUACAGUUACAAUUGUCUUACAACUGGCAUUUCAAUAUUGAUGACAAGAAUGAUGCUAAGGAAGCUGCCAAAUUAUUCACCGUACCAGACUUUGUGGGAGAUGCUUGUAAAGCCAUUGCAUCUCGUGUGAGAGGUGCCGUUGCUAGCGUUCAAUUUGAUGAUUUCCAUAAGAAUUCAGCUAAAAUCAUCCGUGCUUCAGUCUUUGGGCUGGAUGAGAAACAGAAAGUGCGUGACCGUUUUGUAUUCCCCCAGAACAACUUGGUAAUUACCAGUAUUGAUAUUCAGUCAGUUGAACCAGUUGAUCAACGUACCAGAGAUGCCUUACAGAAAUCUGUUCAGUUGGCAAUUGAAAUUACCACUAAUUCACAGGAAGCCACAGCAAGACAUGAAGCAGAGCGUCUUGAGCAAGAGGCAAAAGGUAGACUAGAACGCCAGAAGAUUCUAGAUGAAGCAGAGGCUGAGAAAUCUCGAAGAGAGCUGUUAGAAUUGCAAGCUAAUAGUGCUGCUGUUGAGAGUACUGGUCAAGCUAAGGCAGAAGCACAGUCUCGUGCUGAGGCUGCCAGAAUUGAAGGCGAAGCUGCUGUUCAACAAGCUAAAUUGAAAGCAGAAGCAGCCAGAAUUGAAGCAGAAUCUGAGUUGGAGAGAUUAACAAGAGCGCGUGAGGCGGAAACUAAAUAUCUGAAGGAAAACAACACAUUGGAGAUUGCUAAAUCAAGAGAAGUUUCUGAAAUUGAAGUUGAAAAAUUCAAAAACAUGGUUGGUGCUAUUGGAGCUGACACUAUCCGUGCUAUUGCUGUCUCGGGUCCUGAAAUGCAGGUAAAACUGUUGCAGUCACUUGGGCUGAAAACAACAUUGAUCACUGAUGGAAACUCCCCAAUUAACCUAUUCAACACUGCACAUGGUCUACUUGGUGCUACUUCAGCACUUCCAAGCUCCGAAAAAUUACGUAGUGAUUGUAUUGACUCUGAUGAUUAAACAUAACAACUCUGCUUAAACAAAUCUUGUUAUGCAGAAAGACUCAAUUCCCUGGCCAGAAGAACUGUUUUUACUUUGAUGUCAAUAUACUCUAGAAUUGCCUGCUUGAUUGCGGAAACAGAGAAAAUAUUUUUAGAAAACAAAAAAAGUAGAACAACCUAAAUUGUGUGACAGUAUUUGUUCAUCCAAAAUAAACAUUAAAAAACACUGAACCUUAAAAAACAUUGUGAAACAAUAAAGAAAAUUAUGUUAGGCAUGUUAACAUGAAAUGAAAUUAAACUAUUAAAUGCACUGUAGUAUUGCAUUCAUGUGAAAAACUUCACUUUUUAAAGUUUAACAUAGAAAUUUUCUGAUGGUUUUCUGUAACAUUGCAACAGACUAAUGGCUGAUAAAUGUAAUAUAUUUUGUAAAACUAAUAAUAGAAAAAAAAAAUAUUAAUGCGAUAUAUAUGUGUAAUUUGUCAAACUAAUACCAGGUAAUGGAAAAAAAAAAAUGAGUGUGCUUUCAUAUUGAUGUUAUCACGUGAACCCCUUGGGCAUCAUAAUUUGUUUCUGCCAACAUUUUGGUACAACUUUCUGUUAUGUAAAUUUUUUGAUAAUUAUGGAACAAUUCUUGAUCAACAUUUUGGAAAAUAUGAAAAAAAUUAUAAGGGUUUUAUUUCAUGAAAAGUGACAGAAGUCAAAUUUGGCAUCCAAGGGGUUAAUAUAGUAAAUAGAGUAAGCUACUUAAAAUAUUUGAUUAAUCAAUGGACAAUUUUUGUAUGUUUUUGUUUCACUAUUCAGAUGACCAGACUAAAUUGAUUCUUUGGUUUUCUCACAUGUCAAAUAUAGUGUUCAUGUUUAGUGGUUUUCUACAUAAAUGGUCUGUGUCCCGUGGACAUACCAGACCCUCAUCUCCAUCAUUUACAUAGUUUGCGAGGCGCAUACAGUCCAAACACAAACUGUACGUUUCCAAAUUCUUUUUUUGUUUAGAAUUUCAAGUGCCCUUUUUUCAGUGUUAUUUCUGUGUAACUUUAAUUGUGGUAACAAGGGCAUUUAUAUUAGUAUUUAUAUACUCAGACUUAGAAAUAUAUUACCAUUUUGUAUAAUUAAGGUGAUGAAUAAAAAUGAGAAGAAAAAUA
This is a messenger RNA of Saccoglossus kowalevskii, 3769 nucleotides long. RefSeq names its product major vault protein-like. The record is from RefSeq and is a predicted model, not a curated record. Lineage: Eukaryota; Metazoa; Hemichordata; Enteropneusta; Harrimaniidae. Gene Ontology annotation, cellular component: cytoplasm; nucleus.